This is a messenger RNA of Candidozyma duobushaemuli, 384 nucleotides long. RefSeq names its product cupin domain-containing protein. Gene Ontology annotation, cellular component: intracellular anatomical structure. The record is from RefSeq and is a predicted model, not a curated record. The coding region runs from base 1 to 384 and encodes 127 amino acids. The transcript has a single exon. Lineage: Eukaryota; Fungi; Ascomycota; Pichiomycetes; Serinales; Metschnikowiaceae.
AUGAAAUCCGAAACCGGCCUUGACGUUCCAUUGUACACCAAUAUACAUUUCUUGUUGGAGGACAAGAACCCUUCAAGAUUUCAUCGGCUUCACUCGGAGGAAGUAUGGUAUUUUCACGAUGGCGAGCCAUUGACUGUGCAUUGCAUAUACCCCAACGGAGAGUACAAGAAGGUGAAGCUUGGAAAGAACCCCGAUUUGGGAGAAGUGGUCCAGUUUGAGGUGCCUAGAGGAGUGAUUUUCGGUUCAUCGGUAGAGAUUGGUUGGGCGUUGGUCAGCUGCAUGGUCUCUCCCGGGUUCGACUUUAAGGAGUUUCAUCUUUUUGAACAAGCUGACCUUUUAGGUCAGUAUCCUCAACACGCGAAGAUUGUCAAGCAAUUGACGUGA